Molecule: messenger RNA, 4023 nt
Organism: Oncorhynchus gorbuscha (pink salmon)
Lineage: Eukaryota; Metazoa; Chordata; Actinopteri; Salmoniformes; Salmonidae
Product: sodium- and chloride-dependent glycine transporter 2-like
Exons: 15
Coding region: 1-2325 (774 amino acids)
Biological process (GO): glycine import across plasma membrane; synaptic transmission, glycinergic; sodium ion transmembrane transport
Cellular component (GO): membrane
Molecular function (GO): glycine:sodium symporter activity
Source: RefSeq, a predicted model, not a curated record
AUGACCAAACAGCCGGCCAAUGCUCCUACCGGUUUUAAACCGUUGCACCAGCCGGAGGGAGCGGUGGGAGUUUCAACAAACAAACCGUAUAAUGCCCUUAACCAAACGUCCGCCGCUUACCCGGCCCCUCAGCCAGCACCAUCCAACGAGAGCAAAACUUUCUGUCCCACGGAAAAUAAACCGGGAGAAGUCAGUAAAGUCUAUGGAACAUUUAAAAAUGCCGCUCCGGCGGUGCCUGGAUCCGUGGCUGCGAACUCGGCCUUACGUAAGGAUUCCACCAGCUCAGUUGGUGGUUCUGCUGCCCGGGUUGUCCCUGUCCAGUGCGGGGACCCGCUUAAAGCUACCGGGGAUCACAACAAUGCGUCGGGCAACUGGACCACCAUGAGUCAGACCACCAUCAUUCUGGGCGCAGAUGGCAACACGUCUGUUCAGCCCGGCGCGGUGACGGGGGUAAGUUCCCAGGAGGACGAGAGUGGAGAUGAGAAUAAGGCCAGGGGAAACUGGACUAAUAAAUUGGAUUUCAUCCUGUCCAUGGUUGGUUAUGCCGUGGGACUGGGAAACGUGUGGAGGUUUCCAUACCUUGCCUUCCAAAAUGGUGGAGGUGCUUUUUUGAUCCCCUACCUGAUAAUGUUGUGCCUCGCCGGGAUCCCUAUCUUUUUAUUGGAGGUUUCCCUGGGUCAGUUUGCCAGCCAGGGCCCCGUGUCCGUGUGGAAAGCCAUCCCGGCUCUGCAAGGUUGCGGGAUUGCCAUGUUGAUAAUAUCUGUCUUGAUAGCCAUAUACUAUAACAUUAUUAUGUGCUGGACACUGUACUACCUGUUCGCUUCGUUGAAGGGCUCACUGCCAUGGGCUAACUGUAAGAACGAGUGGAACACGUUGGACUGUAAGGACAAAGACAUGCUUCUCUUAGACACGUGCAUCCUCCAUGAUAAAAACAUCACCUCUGUAAAGAACAGCUCGUUCUGCCUGUCGGCUCAAGCCAUUGGAAACCUGACCAAACUGGUUAACAUGACCUAUCCGGAUAACAAAACUUACGUCAGCCCCAGCGAGGAGUACUUCAAGUAUAAUGUCUUGCACAUCUCCAAAGGGAUAGAGUACCCUGGAGACAUCCGCUGGCCCCUCGCAGGCUGCUUGUUGCUGGCCUGGUUGAUAGUCUACCUCUCCCUGGCCAAAGGAAUCAAGUCAUCAGGGAAAGUGGUGUAUUUCACAGCUACGUUCCCCUAUGUGGUUCUGGUCAUUCUGUUGUUCAGAGGAGUGACCCUCCCAGGGGCUGGUGACGGCAUCCUCUACUUCAUCACACCCAAGUGGGAGAAACUCAAUGAUGCUAAGGUGUGGAAGGAUGCUGCCACCCAGAUCUUCUUCUCUCUGUCAGCAGCCUGGGGAGGCCUCAUCACACUGUCUUCUUACAACAAGUUCCACAACAACUGCUACAGGGACACCAUCAUCGUGUGCAUAGUUAACAGUGCCACCAGUAUAUUCGCUGGGUUCGUCAUCUUCUCCGUCAUUGGAUUCAUGGCCCAUGAACUGAAGGUGCCCAUUGAGAAGGUGGCAGAUGAAGGUCCAGGCAUAGCAUUUGUGGUGUACCCGGAGGCUCUGACCAGACUUCCACUCUCUCCAUUCUGGGCCAUCAUAUUCUUCCUCAUGCUGCUGACCCUCGGCUUGGAUACCAUGUUUGCCACCAUUGAGACCAUAGUGACGUCGGUGUCAGAUGAGUUCCCCCAGUAUCUGAGAAAGAACAAGCCUCUGUUCACGCUCAUCUGCUGUGCCUGUUUCUUCUUCCUGGGAUUCCCUAUGGUCACAGAGAAUGGGAUGUACAUGCUCCAGUUGGUGGACACGUAUGCUGCCUCUUACUCUCUGGUCAUCAUUGCCAUCUGUGAGCUAAUCGGAAUCUCCUACUUCUAUGGCCUGCAGAGGUUCUGCGAGGACAUUGAAAUGAUGAUUGGCUUCCAACCAAACCGCUUCUGGAGAAUCUGCUGGGCCUUUGUGACUCCAACCAUUCUGACUGGUAUCCUGGGGCUGAGUCUAUACCAGUGGAAGGUGAUGACCUAUGAGGACUACACCUACCCCCCCUGGUCCAUGGUGAUGGGCUGGCUGAUGGUGGUGUGUUCCGUCAUCUGGAUCCCAAUCAUGUUUGUCAUCAAAAUGUACUUGGCCCCAGGCAGCUUCAUGGAGCGUCUGAAGCUGGUGUGCUCCCCUCAGCCCGACUGGGGUCCCUUCCUGGCAAAGCACAGAGGGGAGCGCUACAAGAACAUGAUGGAUCCCCAUGGAUCCAACUCCCUGGGCCUCAAACUGCCCCCGAAAGAUUUCCAGCUGGGCACCUACCAGUAGCAGCCUCCACUACUACCACCACCACCACUUUAGCAGGGGCACCGGGGGAGAGAGAGAGCAGCAGCCUACCACUGCCCUCUCCUCCACCUAUUCCUUCUCUUUUUCCUGUUCUCCACUUCACUUCAUCUCUCCUUUCCUUCCUCUUUCCAUUCAAUGUGGGUGCGAGAAAAGCAAGCCAACACAUCCUCCACUUCAUUUCCCGGUUCUACUCUCCUGCUCCCUUCUUCUUUCUCCUCCACUCUAUAGCAAAGUGGGGCUGCCCUCCUCUCCAACAUUGCUUUCUCUGGCAGGCACCCAUACCAUACCCUGCCCUUUCUCUCCCUAACCCCUGACCUGAGAAUGGUCUGUCCUCUGCCUCCUGCCCAUGCACAGCCAUUACUCCAGAACCCUUUCUUUCUGAGGGGAUCUCUAUUCCAAAAGAAAAAAUGUGUACUGUGUCACAAUGUUGCAAUGGCAAUAUUCGACUGCACAUGACAAAAAAAUAUAAUCAAAUUGUAUGUGUCACAUGCUUCAUAGACAACAGGUGUAGACUAACAGUGAAAUGCUUACGGGUCCUUUUCCAACAAUGCAGAAUUAAGGAUAAAAAAAUGUAAUAGAAAUAGUGACAAGGAAUAAAUACACAGGGAUUAACGUAUAACAGUAACAAGAUAAAGUAAAAUGGCUAUGGAGGAAACGUACCAUCGAUGGGUAUGAGGUAAUUGAUGAAGAUUUGUAUAUAUAGGCAGGGGUAAAGUGACUGUGGCAUCAGUAUGCAUGUGUGCGUGUGUUAUGUGUGUGUGUGCACAUGUAGUGUGUGUGUGUGUGUCUGUGUGUGUUGGGGUGCCAGUGUAAGUAUGUGUGAGUGUGGGUAGAGUCCAGUGUGUGUGCAUAGCCAGUGCAAGAGUCACUGCAAGAGAAUUAGUGCAAAAAAGGGUCAAUGCAGAUAAUCCGGGUAGCCAUUUAGCCGUCUUGUUCAUCAGUCUUAUGGCUCGGGGCUAGAAGCUGUUCAGAGUCUUGUUGAUUCCAGACUUGAUUGAUUCCAGACGGUAACAGUGCACUGUUACUGCUUUCCGUGUGGAAGCAGAGAGAACAGUGUAUGGCUUGUGUAAAGUCUUUGACAAUUUUUUUAUCCUUCCACUGACACCGCCUGGUGCAAUGGUCCUGGAUGGCAGAGAGCUCGGCCCCAGUGAAGUACUGGGCAGUACUCACCACCCUCUGUAGCGCCUUGGGGUCGGGCGCCUUGCAGAUGCCGUACCAAGCAGUGAUGCAGCCAGUUGAGGUGCAGCUGUGGAACUUUUUGAGGAUCUGAGGGCCCAUGCCAAAUCUUCUCAGCCUCCUGAUGGGGAAGAGGCAUUGUCGUGCCCUCUUCACAACUGUGUGGGUGUGUGUGGACCAUGUUAAUUCCUUAGUGAUGUGUACACAGAGGAACUUGAAGCUCUCGACAUCUCCACUACAUCUGGACUACUCCUUAUGGAGUGUGUGUGUGUGUGUGUGUGUGUGCAUGCGCGUGUGUGUGAUUGUUUUAUUAUUCUAUCUUUGUGUAUAGUGAUAAUGAAAACUUCUCCACAAACAAAAAGGCACAAAAAUACAAUUGACAGACUGAGAAACAUUGGUAUUCAUCAGACUCUGACCUAUGGCACAUUAUGAUAUAUAUAAUAUUUUUGCUUUUAUAAAAUAGGCAAUACAAUGUAAAUUAAACUAACUGCCUAGAAAUGAUGC